AUGCAGCAACGCGCACUCCUUCUCUCUGCCCUUGUGGCAGUGGCUCGCGCCCAGCAGGCUGGCACGCAGACCUCAGAGAACAAGCCCUCUCUGACUUGGCAAAAGUGCACGGCCAGUGGCUGCACUGAUCAAUCCGGAUCCGUCGGUAUUGAUGCCAACUGGCGUUGGGUUCACUCGACCGACGGAACCACCAACUGCUACACCGGCAACGAGUGGGAUGCGGAUCUCUGCCCCGACGACGAGACCUGUGCCACGAACUGUGCCCUGGAUGGCGCAGACUACUCUGGCACCUAUGGUGUGGAGGCUGACGGCGACUCUCUGUCGCUGACUUUCAAGACCGGCUCCAACGUCGGUUCUCGUCUGUUCCUGAUGGAGGACGACAGCACCUACCAGAUGUUCAAGCUGCUCAACCAGGAGUUCACCUUUGAUGUUGAUGUUUCCGCUCUUCCCUGCGGCCUCAAUGGCGCUCUGUACUUCGUUUCCAUGGAUGCCGACGGUGGCUUGUCCAAGUACGAGAACAACAAGGCCGGUGCCAAGUACGGAACUGGCUACUGUGACUCGCAGUGCCCCCGUGACCUGAAGUUCAUCAACGGACAGGGUAACGUCGACGGCUGGGAGCCCUCCGACAACGAUGCCAACGCCGGUGUUGGUGGGCACGGCUCUUGCUGCGCGGAGAUGGAUAUCUGGGAGGCCAACAAGAUCUCCACCGCCGAGGCUGGACAAACCAUGUGCGACGGCGACAGCUGCGGUGGCACCUACUCGUCCACCCGCUACGCCGGUACCUGUGACCCUGACGGAUGUGACUUCAACCCUUACCGCAUGGGUAACGAGAGCUUCUACGGCCCCGGCAAGAUUGUCGACACCAGCUCCAAGAUGACCGUUGUCACUCAGUUCAUCACUAGCGACAACACCGCCACCGGCACCCUCAGCGAGAUCAAGCGUAUCUAUGUUCAGGACGGCAAGGUCAUUGCCAACUCGGCUUCCGAUGUUAGUGGUGUCAGUGGUAACUCAAUCACCUCGGACUUCUGCACUGCGCAGAAGAAGGCCUUUGGUGAUGAGGAUGUUUUCGCUAAGUACAACGGCAUGUCUGGUAUGGGUGAGGGACUGGAGCAGGGUAUGGUUCUCGUCAUGAGUUUGUGGGAUGACCACAACUCCAACAUGCUCUGGUUGGACAGCACCUACCCCACCGAUGCCACUGCCUCUGACCCUGGUGUUGCUCGUGGUACUUGCGGUGCUGACUCUGGCAAGCCUACCGACGUCGAGUCUGCCUCGGCUGAUGCCAAGGUGGUGUUCUCGAACAUCAAGGUUGGCGCCAUUGGUUCCACCUACUCUUCUUAA
This is a messenger RNA of Penicillium waksmanii, 1338 nucleotides long. Its product is annotated as glycoside hydrolase family 7 protein. Bases 1 to 1338 code for a protein of 445 amino acids. NCBI's taxonomy places the organism in Eukaryota, Fungi, Ascomycota, Eurotiomycetes, Eurotiales, Aspergillaceae. The record is from RefSeq and is a predicted model, not a curated record. Gene Ontology annotation, biological process: carbohydrate metabolic process. Gene Ontology annotation, molecular function: hydrolase activity, hydrolyzing O-glycosyl compounds. The transcript is spliced from 4 exons.